AUGCCCAAGCAACAUAACCAUAAGCGCAAUGCCUCUGCGGCUACUGCUGGCAGCGCGCCCUAUGCACAGGCUCAGAAGGCGAAAGCCAACUCGAUAUUCAAGAUGAACACAGAUCUCGGCCAGCAUAUCCUCAAGAACCCUGGAGUAGCGCAGGCAAUUGUUGAUAAGGCAGACCUGAAACAGAGUGAUCACGUCCUGGAAGUUGGUCCCGGAACUGGUAAUCUGACAGUCCGUAUCCUGCAAACCGCAAAGCAUGUCACAGCCGUAGAAAUGGAUCCUCGAAUGGCAGCAGAACUGACUAAACGCGUUCAACCGACGCCUGCCCUGCACCAACGGCUGAGCAUCCUUCUCGGUGAUGUCAUCAAAACGGAGCUACCUCCAUUUGACGUCUGUAUAUCGAACACUCCAUAUCAGAUUUCCUCGCCGCUCGUAUUCAAAUUAUUAUCCCUCGAACGUCCUCCUCGAUGUGCCGUACUCAUGUUUCAGAAAGAGUUCUCGGCCCGGCUAUUUGCUAGGCCUGGCGAGAAAUUAUAUUCAAGGCUAAGCGUUAACGCACAAUUCUACGCUCAUGUCACGCAUGUCAUGAAAGUCGGGAGGAACAACUUCAAUCCACCACCAAAUGUGGAAUCAUCGGUUGUUAGGCUGAUACCAAAAGUUCCGAGGCCGGCGAUCUCCUUCGACGAGUGGGACGGCAUGCUUAGAGUGUGUUUUGUAAGGAAGAAUAAGACGUUAAGAGCCGCAUUCUUGGGGACGACAAGUGUGCUCGACAUGCUAACAGAGAAUUACCGUCUAUGGGCAGCACAAAAUGAUGUAGUAUUGGACGAUUCACCACUUGCCGAGGGCGAAUUGACCGAGGACACAGCCAUGGUUGACGACGGAGAGGAGGAAUGGAACGGCAUCAUGGAAGUGGACGAAGACGAAGUAGAUGAUCUUCCAGAUUACUUCAAGGAAGCUCAGGUGCUCAAGUCACAGUCAAAGCGAGGCGGUGGCAAGAGGAAGAAAAGAGGCAGAGUCUCGGAACUGGUUCGAGAGAAGGUGCGCAAGGUGCUCGAGAACGAUACUGAGCUGGCUGAGAAGCGAGCACGAAACUGCGACGAAGGUGACUUUCUGAGCAUGCUUCACGCAUUCAACAAAGAAGGUCUCCAUUUUGGCUGA
This is a messenger RNA of Pseudovirgaria hyperparasitica, 1155 nucleotides long. Its product is annotated as dimethyladenosine transferase. Gene Ontology annotation, cellular component: mitochondrial matrix. Gene Ontology annotation, biological process: rRNA methylation. The record is from RefSeq and is a predicted model, not a curated record. Gene Ontology annotation, molecular function: rRNA (adenine-N6,N6-)-dimethyltransferase activity. The transcript is spliced from 2 exons. Bases 1 to 1155 code for a protein of 384 amino acids. Lineage: Eukaryota; Fungi; Ascomycota; Dothideomycetes; Acrospermales; Acrospermaceae.